AUGCCCCGACAAACUUCUUCUCAGCAUUCUGUGAAGUCUAACUCGAGGAUAACUAAUAAGGAAAUGUGGAGCUCGGUCAUAGAUAAUAUAGAAACAAUAAAAGAAACCCUGGACGUUCUCAAUAUCAACAAGCAGUUGAUCACGAUCAUGGAGCAAUUGACCCUAAUGAGAGAAUCCAUAGACGAUCUAAAGACAAUUACUUACAAUAGAUAUUGUAUGAACCAUCAUAUGGAGAACUAUAACCUGAUGAAAGCAAAUAACAUGUGUAACCCCUGCCAGAACAUCCAAAAGUAUUCAUGUCAUUGGUGUGAACGCGAGAGGUAUGAGGUUCAUACAACAUCACCAAGCAAGCCUUUACACCAUCAUGGCAGAAGAUGCAUGAAGUUGCAUGCUGUGAAAUCGUUGAUAAACGUGGAGAAUAGAAACUCAAUAUCAAGUGCGGAGUCUUCGAUAGAUUCCUUGCUCACCAGUUUCAUCGAGCAGAAAACAGAACCAGAUGAAGCCGAUUGCGCUCUUUAG
Messenger RNA from Auanema sp. JU1783, 519 nucleotides. Lineage: Eukaryota; Metazoa; Nematoda; Chromadorea; Rhabditida; Rhabditidae. The record is from the annotation of a GenBank genome assembly.